AUGGUGAAGCGCGGUAACGGUCUUUCACCUCAGAAGAAUCUUCGUAGUUCGACCCGUGAAAGGACCAUGGUUUAUCGUAGCUUGGCGGAGAAUGAUCUCGCCGAACACCAUCUUCGUGGUAGUUUUAUGAAGAGCAUCAUACGAACGGCGACAGAGCAACUUCAUAAGGAGCUGAUUUCGUCUCAACCAGUUGCGGGAUAUACUCGUUCCGGAAAAAGAAUAACGGGAAGCCUUCACGUGAACAGCGACUCGUCAGAUGAUGACGAAUUUAUAAAAGGAAGACAACGGAGAUAUCCUAAAGAAAGUUAUAAUGAUGGGACGGUCAACAUGCGGUCACCUAGUCCAAAACGAGCUGUAAAGAGGCAAGCUAUGCUGGAAGACGAUGGCCAAGAAGUAAAGGAGAAGAAAACUGAUUCCUCUCGAAAUCAGGAAAAUAUACGGUCAAAUAUGUAUGACAAUGUCAAAAGAGAACGAAAAUUCGUCGCGUCUACAUCACUACCUUGUUCUCCUUCUUCCAAUGGAGUGCAAAUUGGGACAGCCUGCGAAUCGGCUCGAAGUCUUCGGAAAGCGAACAGAGAACGCUUGUUGAAUGGUAUUUCAAAAGAGGCAGAUUCUGCGGAAGUCGACGGAAGUCAAUCUAGUGAAGAGACCGAGGAAGACGAUGAAGAUAAGACUCCUGAGCCGCGUCAAUAUUCCUUGAGAAAAUUUCGCCAACCGGUUGAUCGAUUUGCUGUGACUACAACACUUAAAGACAGACACAGAGACGAUAGAGAGCGCAGAAGCCGAAAUCGAUCAACGGAUCGUAAAGAGCUGAAGGCAAAAACGGCUGCAAAGCGGUAUGGAGCACUAAACAUUGUUGUUUAUAAAGCUGAAAAGGACCUGACGUCAAGUCAAACUGUUAUUCGGGAACGUUUACGACAGACUGGAGGUUCAUGUACCGAUAUUGAUCCAAUGAUUAUUGACAAGAGCAUUGGCUUUGAAGAAGUAGGAGGUCUCGGAGCACACAUCCAGUCACUGAAGGAAAUAGUGCUUUUUCCUAUGUUGUAUCCUGAAAUUUUCAAGCAAUUCAACAUAAUGCCCCCUAAAGGAGUGGUCUUCUAUGGACCUCCCGGUAUUUACUUUUUAAUAUCCAGUGUCUGUGGAACUACUUUUCACACGACUGAGUUUCGGUCUGAUCAGAAAUGUGUCAGAAGAACUGGGAAGACUUUAAUGGCUCGAGCUUUAGCGAACGAAUGCUCUAGAGGUGGACGGAAAGUAGCUUUUUUCAUGAGGAAAGGUGCCGAUUGUCUCAGCAAGUGGGUUGGUGAAGCUGAGAGACAGCUGCGGGUUUUAUUUGAUCAAGCGUAUGCUAUGCGUCCGUCCAUCAUAUUCUUUGACGAAAUAGAUGGUCUUGCUCCAGUUAGGUCUUCAAAGCAGGAUCAAAUACAUUCCAGUAUUGUAAGUACAUUGCUGGCCCUCAUGGAUGGCUUGGACAACCGUGGAGAGGUGGUUGUAAUUGGUGCAACGAAUCGACUAGACGCGCUAGAUCCUGCUUUGCGUCGGCCAGGAAGAUUUGACAGAGAAUUGAAAUUCUUGCUUCCUGAUUCGAAUGCUAGCAAACACGAGGUGCUAUUUUAUUUCUUUAUUUACGCACAAGCUGACGUUUCGGCGGAUAUCGCCUUCCUCAGAGCCUGGAAGGGUCAAGUUGACAGCAAUCUAUUCGGCCAAACACCUCCAUAA
Messenger RNA from Angiostrongylus costaricensis, 1719 nucleotides. NCBI's taxonomy places the organism in Eukaryota, Metazoa, Nematoda, Chromadorea, Rhabditida, Metastrongylidae. The record is from the annotation of a GenBank genome assembly.